Messenger RNA from Lepidothrix coronata (blue-crowned manakin), 1894 nucleotides. RefSeq names its product F-box protein 47 (gene FBXO47). The transcript has 9 exons. Lineage: Eukaryota; Metazoa; Chordata; Aves; Passeriformes; Pipridae. The record is from RefSeq and is a predicted model, not a curated record. Bases 21 to 1166 code for a protein of 381 amino acids.
AGGACAUCAGCACGCUGAGCAUGGUGUCCAAAAGCCUGGGCCAGCAGCUGAUCCACUACAUCUCCACCUCGGCAGGGACCCGCCGGCUCCUCCUGCAGGACUUCCACAACCUGGAGCUGCCCGGCAGGAGAGAGGGAGCCUCCAUCCUGGAGCACUACAAAUCUCUAGGGCUGCUGUUGAAGAGGUGCACGUUGCUGCUGCCCACCAGGGACAGGCUGAAGUACGUACACAAGGUUUCCUGUUUCAAGCUCAGUGGUUGUGCCAGCCCUUUGCACUGCCUGGGGUUAAAGUGCUACGGGGUGUUUUUACAGAUCCUGACAGCAGGCUGGGAUGAACUCGAGUGCCACCGGGUCUUUAACUUCCUCUGGGAGCUGAGCAGUUUGGCCAGGAAAGUGCAGACAGUUGUCAGCAGCAGAGCAGGCAGUGCCAGGAAGCUGGAGCUGAGGAUCAGGCUGUACUGCAGGAGGGUCCUGCUCAACCACUGGAUCCACAGGAGCGACUCUGCCUUUUGGCUCACCCGGAUUUUGAAGCCCUGGCCCAUCGUGAACCAGGCCCGGCUGCUCUACAUCAUCUUUGGGCCCGUGUCCUCUCUGGAUGGACACGUGGUGUGGCAGAAAAUGAUAGAAGGACCAACAGAUGAGAGCAGUCUGAAGGGUUUAGCUGAAGCAAUUAAGCUGCUGUAUGACACAGAAGCCAGGGAAUGGACAGCAGAUGAUGUUAUCAGCCUCGUGGAUGAGCUGUCAGUUGUUCCCCAGGAAUGGCUCAUGGAGAACAACGCUCGGCUCCUCCUCCUCAGUGGGAACAACAUCUGCUUCACCUUCAUGGCCAGCAAGGCUGUGAAUGGCAGGGCUGUGGAGCUGGCCAGGCUCGUGGUCUUCAUGGCUUUGGUGUGUGAGAAGGACCUUUACUGCAUGGACUGGGUGGUGAAAAUGAUGCAGAAGGUCUGCAGGGUUUUCAGCACUCCCUGGGAGAGAAACAACUUCCUGCAGUGCCUGGAGAACACCUUUGCCCACAUGCUCAUGGACAUGCUGCAGGCAGUGCUGGCUGGGGGGCACGAUGAGGAGGACAACACCUUCCUGAAUUUAUUCCACCUGGUGAACGCCCAGGCAAACUUCCACAAGGAAAUCCUGUUCCUGGCCAUGAGGAGCAGCCCCAACACCACCUGAGCUCUGCAGACUCUGGCUCCUGGGUUUGGUUGUGAACAUUUGCAAAGAGGUGCCCAGUUAUUUCUUCGAUUCCCAUCCCAGCUGGAGUGGCAGAAGUUGGGACCAUCCAUGUCAGUCCAGCUGAAGGAGCUCCAGGAGCUUUUGGGGACUCCAUCACGGGGUUCCUUGAGCUCUGCUUCUCCAGGGAAGCAGCCUGGGGCCUCUCCCUUGGGAACACGAACUUCAUUCUUUUCCCACUGUGCAUGUCUGCACACACAAUAAAAAUGACAUGGUUUCCAUUCUCAGACACCAACUGAGGAAUGUUAUCUUAGUUCAGAACCCAAAACAUGUUGAUCUUUAAAAUGUGUUUUCCCUCGGGAAUCCGAGGAGGAAGAGAUGGAUGGGGUCAGAGGAGCACAGCUACACUUCUCCAGCUUGCCGGGGCCUCUCUCACUGACUCAGAGGUUCUGUGGCAGAAAUAUUCCUGACUUUGGAUGCUCAGCCACAGCCAGAGAUGAUUCCUGAAAGCAGUUCAAGUGCUUUGACCAAGCAAGGCAUUUUUUUUCCCCCCUCAACCUCCAGGUUUUCAUAAAGCAGAAGGAACUCCCAAAUCCCUCCCCCUUGCCCCAGGUAACAACUGUUGAAGUGUUUUGGCCUCCACAGGACUUUGGCAAGUUGAAGACACCCGUUAAAUGCACAUUAAAUUAAGUCACUGGUUCAUUAAAUGUAUAAAUGUUUCCUGCUUUAGA